AUGAAGCGGCUGAGCAAGGGCUUCUCGGGCCUGGCCCGAAGGACCCGCUCUGCUGGCGUGGUGCCCUUGUGCCCCGCCUCCUGGGCUGGGCUAUCGGCAUCACGAACAGCUCGCUUCUUUGCAGGACAGGCUGCCGCCUCCGGAGCAGAUGAGACGCCGAUGGCAUCCCACCACACGCCGCAGCAGCCAGAGUAUUUGUUCCGACAUCUCGAUCUCAAAUGGAUGAAGGAGCAUGCGGAUGAAUUGGCGACCAGCAUCCGGGCACGCAAGAUCGAGGGUGCAGACAUCCACCGAACCGUUGCCCUCCACGACCGAUUCGUGCGCCUCGAUUUCGAGAUCCAGCAGAUGCGCGCUCAGCGGAAUCGAGUGACAGAUGAGCUCAAGCAGCUCAAGAAGAAGAUGAACAACAAGAGUCUGAAGGGUGGAGAUGGCAAUGAUGCAGACGUGGAGCGGCUCGUUGCCCAGGGCAAGGAGCUCAGAGAGCAGCUCCACGCCGCCGAGAAGGAGGUCAAGGAGGUCGAGGCCGAGCUCUACCGCGAGGCCAAGCGCAUACCCAACGUGUGCCACCCGGCCGUGCCCCACGGCAGCGAGGACCAGGCCCGCGUCGUGUGCCACGGCGGACCCGCCAAGAAGCAGCACGCCGCUGACUUUGGCUUCGAACCCGUCGACCACGUCACCCUCUGCCAACGCCUCGAUCUCGCCAACUUCGAGGCAGGGUCGCGGGUGGCGGGCAACAACUUUGUAUUCUUCCGGAACGAGGCGGCGCUGAUGGAGCUGGCCCUGGUGCAGUGGGUGAUGGGCAAGGCCGCCGCCCGGGGCUUCACCCCCGUGCUCACCCCCGACGUCGUGCGCCCCGUCACCGCCGAGGGCUGCGGCUUCCAGCCCCGCGGCACCGGCACCCAGACCUACAGCAUUGAGGGGAGUGACUUGUGCUUGGUCGCCACGUCGGAGCUGGCGCUGGCGGGCUACUACCAGAUGUGCGCGCUCCCGCCUGAGUCCCUGCCCGUGCGCAUGGUCGCCUUCUCGCACUGCUUCCGCGCUGAGGCCGGCGGGACGGGUCUGCGUGAUCGAGGGCUGUACCGGCUGCACCAGUUCUCCAAGGUGGAGCUCUUUGCGCUGACCGCCCCCGAACAGUCCGACGACGUGCUCGAGUCCAUCGUCCAGCUCCAGCAGGAGAUCUUCACCGAGCUGGGUCUGCACUACCGGGUGUUGGACAUGCCGACGGAGGAGCUGGGCGCGCCGGCCUACCGCAAGUACGACAUCGAGGCGUGGAUGCCGGGGCGCGGGUCCUACGGCGAGGUCUCCUCGGCCUCCAACUGCACCGACUACCAGUCCCGCCGCCUCAACAUCUGCUACCCCAAGGACGAUCCGAGCGGUCGUCGGCGCGACUUUGUGCACACGGUGAACGGAACGGGGUGUGCGGUGCCGCGCACGAUCCUGGCCAUUCUGGAGAACCACCAGACGGCCGACGGGACGGUGAAGGUGCCGCGGCCGCUGGUGCCCUUCAUGCACGGCAUCGACACCAUCCGACCCAAGACCAACCCGGCCCCCGCCCCGCAGCUCCAACACAACGUCGGCCACUUCUACUUCCACCCAAUGCAAUGA
Acanthamoeba castellanii str. Neff is the source of this 1605-nucleotide messenger RNA. Its product is annotated as serine-tRNA ligase domain containing protein. The record is from RefSeq and is a predicted model, not a curated record. The transcript is spliced from 6 exons. Bases 1 to 1605 code for a protein of 534 amino acids. Lineage: Eukaryota; Discosea; Longamoebia; Acanthamoebidae. Gene Ontology annotation, molecular function: ATP binding; serine-tRNA ligase activity; tRNA binding. Gene Ontology annotation, biological process: mitochondrial seryl-tRNA aminoacylation. Gene Ontology annotation, cellular component: mitochondrion.